UGUUGUUGUCAGUCACUUGUGUCUUCCUUAUUCUCCCUUCCUCUUCCCCACUAGUCGGCCAGUUAGCAGCUUGGGUGGUCGGUCACAUCUCUAAUAUGUACUGACUCCACAAUGUAUCUGUAUUUGCGUUAUUGUUAGUCAAGUGUGGUCUUGAUUGAGCUCGCACUGUCACAACACUGGCAGGUUUUGAUCUCACACCGUAAAACAUUGCCAGAGUUGUGUUUGUGUUUUUAACUUGUGUCUUAUUAAACCUGAGUAGAUCAUCUGCUAGUUCAAGAUGGCAUAUGCUGUAAUAUACUUGAGAGAGGAACUGGUGACUUAGCCCAUAUGGAUACUCUAGUCAGUGAGUACAGCAUUCACUCCAGAUGUGGCUUUCAGAUAAGAGGCUCUUUGAGCAUUGAAGUGUAUCCAACAAAUAGAAUCUUGUGCUGUCAACAAUAACUGAACCAGAGGAGUUAAGGACUGCCAUAAUCAUUAUGUUUCAGAUGUAACCACCACCCACAGAUCCAUUAUACUGUACUGUAUAUGGUCAUAGGACUUGAGACAAUGGAGAAAUAUGAGUGUUCAGAGUGUGGCAAGAAUUUUAAAAGGAAGUCUGCUCUUAAGCUACAUUCUAAUUCUCACAGGGGAGAGGAGCCUUUCAUAUGUAUUGAUUGUGGUGAAGAGUUUACUGGAGAAAGUACUUUUGCCAACCAUGUCCUCCUUCACAUACAGACAGAAGAGCAACCAUACCAACAAGUUCCUUCCACAGGUGGUGCUAGGAAGAAGCCACAUACAAAUUAUGACUGCCUUAUUUGUAAUGAGAUUUUUCGGUGUAAGAGUAGGCUCAAAGAUCAUUAUUUGGCACAUGUAGAAGAAACACUAUGCAGUUGCUACGUGUGUAACAAAAGCUUUGCGUCAAAAUCUGAUUUACAGAUACACGUUCGGACCCAUAUAAAAGAAAAGCCUUACAAGUGUUCUAUAUGUGGUAAAGGCUGCCAAACAGAAGGUGAAUUAGCUUUUCAUAGUGUAAUACAUAUGGAAGAAAAACGUUUUGAGUGUUCCAUUUGUAAAAAUAAAUUCAGAACAAACUCUAAACUUCAAGAACAUAUUAGAAUCCAUACUGGAGAAAAACCUUUUCACUGCUCUGUGUGUGGGAAAUCUUUCACAACAAAUUCCAAGUGCAAACAGCAUGUUAGGAUUCACACAGGUGAGAAGCCUUUUGCAUGUCAUCUGUGUGGUAAGAGGUUUACAGCAGCAAGUAAUCUAAAGACACAUAGCCUUAUUCAUACAGAAAAGAAGCCAUACAAGUGUUCAGAAUGUGGUAAAGCUUUUUCUCAAAAGGGAAAUUUGAAAAGUCAUAUCCUUAUUCAUACAAGGAAAAAAGUUUUUGAAUGUUCAAUAUGUCAUCAAAAUUUUAGACACAGAGUCCAUUUUACAAAACACUUGGCUAUUCACAAUAAUGCUAUCCAAAAUGUUACUGGGAACAGUUUAAUAACUCCAGAUACAAAUGAUGUCAAAAAAUUAUUUAAUAAUGUUACAGCAAUGAACACUGACAUGAAUGAUGAAAGUGAUGACAUAUCUGUUUCUGAAGACAAACAGAUUGGUGAAAAUAAUGAUAUACAUCAAAAAGAAGUUCUACUGAGUGAUAUAUGCACUAAAUAUGACUGCCUAACAGAAAAUGAAUCAGAUAGUCCUGGCUUGUUACCGGAACAUGUGGAAGAAAAACGUUUUGAGUGUUGCACAUGUGGGAAAAGAUUCAGGUCAAAUUCUAAACUUCAAGAACAUGUUAGAAUUCAUACUGGAGAAAGACCAUAUGAAUGUCCAAUGUGUGGGAAGACAUUCAUUACCAAUUCCAAGUGCAAACAGCAUGUUAGAAUUCACACAGGCGAGAAGCCUUUUGCAUGUCAUCUGUGUGGUAAGAGGUUUACAGUAGCAGGCAACCUAAAGACUCAUAGCUAUAUUCAUUCUAAAAAGAAGCCAUACAAGUGUUCAGAUUGUGGUAAAUCCUUUUGUCAAAAAGGAAAUUUGAAAAGUCAUAUCCUUAUCCAUACAAGGAAAAGACCUUUUGAAUGUUCAAUUUGUCAUGAGAGAUUUAGACAUAGCAAUCUUUUUAAAAAACACUUGGAAAACCAUGAUGCUCAAAAUGGGGACAUAACUAAUAAUAGUUUCACGCACCCAAGUGUAGAUGAUGUCAAAGAAGUUUGUGGUGGUGUUACACUGAUGAACGUUAACAUAAAGGAAGAAAAGUGUGAGUUCUCGAGUUUUGAAGAUGAGCAGCUUAAUGAACUUAUCGAAAAUAGUGAGAUGCAUAAAGAAGUUCUGGUAAGUGAAGUGUUCAUAAAAGAAGAAAGUACUUAUGAAGAUGUAGUUGUUAAAGAAGAAGUAGACCCCCUAGAGUAAUUUAGUAGUGUAGUUUAAGUUAGAGUGUAGCUAAUGUUAUAAAUUUGUAUUCCUUUAUGAUUUUGAAAUUUGGUAAUGUAUGUACAGUACUGUAUUGUGUUGGCUAUACACUGUGUGACAGGUUGGUCCAUGUGAAAUUCAACUUGACGCCACUAUCACCAUCCUAUGUUAUACAUGUAAACCAUUUCCCAGGACCUAAUAAAAUUGUGACUGCUAUUUAAUGGUGCAUUUACAACUAGUAAAAA
This is a messenger RNA of Homarus americanus (American lobster), 2627 nucleotides long. Its product is annotated as zinc finger protein 883-like. The record is from RefSeq and is a predicted model, not a curated record. The transcript has 3 exons. Lineage: Eukaryota; Metazoa; Arthropoda; Malacostraca; Decapoda; Nephropidae. Gene Ontology annotation, biological process: regulation of transcription by RNA polymerase II. The coding region runs from base 526 to 2382 and encodes 618 amino acids. Gene Ontology annotation, cellular component: nucleus. Gene Ontology annotation, molecular function: RNA polymerase II cis-regulatory region sequence-specific DNA binding; DNA-binding transcription activator activity, RNA polymerase II-specific.